This is a messenger RNA of Mercurialis annua (annual mercury), 2542 nucleotides long. RefSeq names its product ubiquitin carboxyl-terminal hydrolase 18. The transcript has 11 exons. The record is from RefSeq and is a predicted model, not a curated record. Bases 197 to 2284 code for a protein of 695 amino acids. Lineage: Eukaryota; Viridiplantae; Streptophyta; Magnoliopsida; Malpighiales; Euphorbiaceae. Gene Ontology annotation, cellular component: cytosol; nucleus. Gene Ontology annotation, molecular function: cysteine-type endopeptidase activity; cysteine-type deubiquitinase activity. Gene Ontology annotation, biological process: protein deubiquitination.
AAUUUCUGCCCAAGCCCAAGAUUGACCCUCUUAAUUAAUUACCCUUUUAACCCUCAAAAUUAACAUACAAACUUCCCCUAAUUUAUUUCCCAGAAACCCUAAUAAUCUAAUUUUUCAAAUCCUAUAUUUAUAAAGCUCGAUUAGGAUUGAUUGCGUGUAUGUAUGUAUAUCUCUAUGUAUAUGAUCAAUCGUGUAGAUGCAUGUCGGCGGUAUAACAGUGGAUCUAAAUUGGUUCAUUCAAUUGAUUUUCACGCUAUUCAUAAUCGGAAUCGGUUUGAUUCAUUUGGUCAAGAAUACGGCCUCCAAGUACUUCGAAGUCGGCGCCAAUUUCGAAGGCGGAGAAGGCGGAGCUGCCUCUAGAAUUCCUGCUCAUCGGAAUCACUCACCUCUCAUGGAUUCCGAUCACCUUUCUUGCGCCAAUUGCGGCAAUUCUGGCAACAAGAAGUGUUCCCGCUGUAAAUCUGUUUUCUACUGCUCAAUAAAAUGCCAAGAAGCACAUUGGAAAUCUGGGCAUAAGACAAAAUGCAAGAUUCCUGUCAGGGUUAGUUCAACAGACAAUGCAAAAGAAAAUUUCGGAUUUAAAGCUUCAGGUGUUGUGGGCGAAAGAGUUUCCUCUGGUAUUGCGCUUGUUCCUUCCCGUGGAGCCUUUAAGUUCUUAAAGAAGCCGAGAGAGGUUUUGUUCCCCUAUGAUGAAUUCAUUAAACUUUACAACUGGGACAAGGAAGCAUUCUCUCCUUGUGGCCUUUUAAAUUGUGGAAACAGCUGCUUUGCCAAUGCGGUACUGCAAUGCCUCACGUUCACACGGCCUCUUGCUGCCUACUUGCUGGAGAAAGGCCAUCGAAGAGAAUGUAGACGUAAUGAUUGGUGCUUCUUAUGUGAACUUCAAGUGCAUGUUGAAAGAGCAAGCAAAAGUACGCAGCCCUUUUCGCCAAUGAGUAUUCUGUCGCGCUUGCCUAAUAUUGGCGGUAAUCUUGGCUAUGGAAAACAGGAGGAUGCUCAUGAGUUUAUGAGGUUUGCCAUUGACACAAUGCAAUCAGUCUUCCUUGAUGAAUUUGGUGGAGAGAAAGCUGUUGAUCCAGCUUCUCAAGAAACGACCCUUAUUCAACAUGUAUUUGGCGGUCACUUGCAGUCUCAGGUGAUAUGUACGAAAUGCAACAAAAUAUCUAAUCAGCUUGAAAACAUGAUGGAUUUAACCGUUGAAAUUCACGGGGAAGCAGCGUCCUUGGAGGAAUGCCUUGAUCAAUUCACUGUCAAAGAGCAACUUCAUGGAGACAAUAUGUACAGAUGUGACGGGUGCAAUGACUAUGUCAAGGCUUGGAAGUGUCUUACCAUUCGACGGGCUCCAAAUAUUCUUACAAUUGCUCUGAAAAGAUUUCAGAGUGGGAGGUUUGGGAAACUCAACAAAAGAGUAGCUUUCCCUGAGAUGUUGAAUCUUAGCCCCUAUAUUAGUGAAGCAGAAAAUGGUACAGAUGUAUACAGGCUAUACGCGGUUGUCGUCCAUGUGGAUAUGCUGAACGCAUCAUUCUUUGGUCAUUACAUCUGCUAUAUUAAAGAUUUUUGUGGAAAUUGGUAUAGAGUUGAUGACUGUAAGGUUAGAAGUGUUGGAUUGGAAGAAGUUCUUUCUCAGGGAGCAUAUAUGCUUUUAUAUAGCAGAAUUUCCGCUAGGCCAUCAUGUCUAAGAACCAUGGAGCCUUCAAAGGAGCAGAAGGCAGCAGAAUUAUUGGAAUUACACCAAUCAAAUGGGAAAAUUGAAUGCACAAAUAUAAGAGUUGAAGGCGUCUCAGAUCCGGAGUUGAUGAAUGGCACAAACUCUAAUGGCUACCAGACACACGAAAAGAAUUUCGAAUAUGUAAAUGAAUGUGAGAUUGGAUCAACUUCAGCUGUUUCGAUAGACGGUUCCUUUUGUGUGAUAGAGUCAUCGUCUUCCAGAGUUGACUCCUUGGAUAUGAAUAAUGUUGAUAUGUCUGAUACACAAGAUGCACUAGCUGCAUUUAGUUCUGAAGCUGCAGCUAAAGACUCCGAAAGUAUGAUUGCAAUCGACUCUGAUAUCAGUUUAUGUGAUCCAGCGGAUGUUUCUGGCUGUGGAAAUGAUUCAUGUUCCGCAAUCGGUUCUAAAGUUGUUGAGAUAGAGGACGGGGGCAACAUUGAUGUGGUUAAUUCUGAAACAAGCUCUGCCGUUGUCAAUGAUAUCAAAGUUAAUGGCAAUACCAAUUCAUUUUCGAGCAUGGCAGCUUCGGCGGAACCUCUCCAUUUGAAGCAUCAGUUUCCCUUUAAGCAGCUGUGAUGAUGACGAUAGGAAUGGAGCUAGAGAGCGUAGAAAUUAGAGGUAGUCAUUGAUGAUUAUGAAAACAUUUGUCGCUAAUUAUUUGUCAAUAUAUUCAUAAUUAUUCGUUAUCCCAUCUUCAAAUGAAAAGUUGAGUUGGGGAUUUUUUUAUCUGGGGUUUCGUUAUUUGCAGAAAUCUUGGGUUUUCAUUUGUAACAGUUGUAGUACGUCUGUGUAGAGACAAGUCUUUAAUAUAUAUUAGGUAAAAAUUGAAGCAAA